This is a messenger RNA of Cutaneotrichosporon oleaginosum, 4200 nucleotides long. RefSeq lists its product as uncharacterized. Gene Ontology annotation, cellular component: membrane. NCBI's taxonomy places the organism in Eukaryota, Fungi, Basidiomycota, Tremellomycetes, Trichosporonales, Trichosporonaceae. Gene Ontology annotation, molecular function: ATP binding; ATP hydrolysis activity; ABC-type transporter activity. The record is from RefSeq and is a predicted model, not a curated record. Gene Ontology annotation, biological process: transmembrane transport.
CCCCCUCCACCACCCAUCGCUCCUACCUACCGGCAGUUCUACAGCCUCAUCCCGCUGCGUCCCCGCUUGGCAUACCUUCUUCCGGCACUCGCCGCCUCAUUCAUUGGCGCGGGAGUACAGCCAUUCGUAUCAACCGUCAUUGGAGACACCUUUGGCGCUCUUGCCGCCUUUCCGCCUUACUCAGUUGCGACGCAUGCGCAUAACGUCGCGCUCCUGAACGUCGUCGGCACCGCGAGCCUCAAGCUUGCCGGCGCGGCCGGCGUCUAUGCCCUCUGCGAAUACGGCAUGGCGGUAGGCUGGACGCACUUUGGUGAGACGAGCGCAGCAUGCCUCCGCGAGCGGGUGUACGAGGGCGUGCGGACCAAGCCUAUGGCGUGGUACGACACGGGGAUGGGCAUGGAGGAGGCGGUGGCGGGGGGCGAUGCGGUGGGUUCCGGCGGUCUAAUGGGCAAGUUUGCGCGCGAAACCGACGACGUGCGCCUCGGCGCGAGCCAAGCUACAGGCCUCUUCGUGCAGAGCAUGGCAAGCUUUUUGGCUUGCUUCAUUCUCGCGCUGGUCAAGCUGCCGACGCUGGCGCUCGUGACGCUGUCAUCACUCCCGCUCCUGGCAGCGCUCAACGCCAGCACCGAGCGCGUGGUGAACAAGUCACAGGUGGCCGAGCGGCGCGCGUUCGCCGAGGCGUCUACGACGGCGGAGCGCACGACAGCCGCCAUCGCGACAGUUAAGGCGCACAACGCGCAGUCGGCCGAGGAGGUGCGAUUCGAGACGCUCGUCGCGCGCGCACGCGCCCAGCUUGUGCGUCAAGCGCUCGUUUGGGCACAGUGCCUUGCCCUCAACGACUUCCUCGUCAUGCUCAUGUUCAUCGUUGGGUUCUGGUACGGCGCCAUCCUCGUCAACCAGGACAAGGCUUCCGUUGCAGAGGUCAUGACGGUCUUCUUCUCCUGCCUGCUCGGCGCAGCGGCGCUGCAGGGCGCCCCGCCCCAGCUCAUGAUCAUGAACAAGGCCAAGGCGUCGCUUGCCUCCCUUCUCUCCGUCAUUCAAGAUACGGAGGAGGCCGUGCCGGUAGGCCGCAAGGCCGCCCGCUUGCGGGGCGAGUUCGAGUUCAAAGCUGUCUUCUUUGCUUAUCCCUCGAGGCCCAGACAGCUCGUGUUGCGCGGCAUCGAUCUUUUCCUUCCAUGUGGCGAGCUGACGUUUAUCGUUGGCGGAAGCGGAAGCGGCAAGAGCACCAUCGCACACCUUCUGCUGCGCCUUUACUCCCCACCUGAAGGCGCGGGCGUAAUCAACCUUGACGAGAGACCGCUCUCGUCCUACGACCCAGCAUUUACGAAAGGACACAUCGCUGCUGUGUCGCAAGGAUGCCUCAUCUUCGACAUGAGCGUGCACGACAAUGUCGCCAUGGGCGUGCUCGGCGCGGAUGCAAGCACAUACGGCCGCGUACGUCGGCCGGAAGAGGUGACGCGCGACGAGGUCAUCGACGCGUGCCGCUUGGCGCUGAUCCAUGAAUUCAUCGAAAGUCUUCCGCAGGGGUAUGACACAAUGCUGGGCAAUGGUGGGAGUGCGCUGAGCGGGGGACAGAAACAGCGGCUGGCGAUUGCGCGCGCGCGCAUCCGCGACCCGGCAGUCCUGAUUCUGGACGAGGCCACAGCCGCUCUGGACGCAACGGCCCGUGUGGAAGUCUUCGAGGCGGUGCGCGCUUGGCGUGAGCACUCGUCAACGAUCGUGAUUACACACGACCUCUCGCAAAUCAACGCCGACGACUUUGUCUACGUCAUGCAAGACGGGAGCGUGGUGCAACAGGGAUUCCGGCGCGACCUCGUGCUGGUGCAGGGCGUAUUCGCAUCCAUGGCCGCUGAGCAGAGCGCCGCGCCCCUUGAGCCCAAGCUCGACUUUAGCUGGCGCGCGGCGGCUGACGUCGAUGUCGACGAGGAGGACGACGAGGAGGACUUGGACGAGCUUGCGCGCAUACACACGACGACGUGGCGCGUCAGCAUGCGGCCCGCGCCAGCCAAGCGGCGCACCAUGGCACGGCCGCGAAGCAUCUCGCUCAGCCGCGCACGAGCAGGGAGCCUUAGCGAGGCUCCGGAGCGGUGGAGAUCGAGCGCAACCAGCCUGUCGCACGUGGCGAGGAAUGCGGGGGUCAGCGUUGUCUCCUCGAUCCCCCUCAAGCUCAAGCGCAGUGGCGAGCACCGCCGCUCCAUUGAAGUGCGCAGAAGCGUCGACCUACGCAUUUCGAUUGACAAGGAGGCACUCGCAGAAGACGACAAGGAAGUGCUUGCCGACGACCACGCAGAGGUACUUGCAGACAACGGGGUCAAUGACUCGAACUCCGAGAAGCCGCAAAUCUCGCCUCCGGAGCGUCACUCAUCUCUGGCAUGGGGCGGCGCGGACAUCAGGAGAGAAGUCGACGUCGACACCGACGCCGAAGACGACGCCGAGCUCAAAGUCUAUGGUUUCUUCCGCCUCAUGUGGCGCUUUUUUCCAAGCAUCCCGCACAAAGGUGUCCUGGUCCUCGGCACACUGGCCUCAAUCGGGCGAGGCGUCGCCACACCCGUGUGGUCCUACUUCCUCGCGCAACUCAUGGCGCUGCUGGGUAGCAGCACGAACCGCGCCGUCGCGGAAAAGUCAGGCAUUCUGAUCGGUAUUAUUGUAGCGCAGGGGCUUGUGGUUUUCACGCAGCACGCGUCGCUCGCCUCUCUCGGCGCCGUGUGGACCGCGCGCCUGCGCUCGCGAUCCUACGCCCUCGUCCUGGCGCAAGACAAGGGCUGGUUCGACCGCGAGGCCAACUCGCCUCCUCGUCUCGUGCAAGGCCUCAUCAAAGAUGUCGAUGACAUGCGUCACCUCGUCGCGACCGUGCUUCCGCGCAUCAUCGUUGCGGUCUGUAUGGUUGCCCUUGGCUUUAUCUGGGCCAUGGCCGUUGGCUGGCAGCUCACGCUUGUCGGCCUCGGCCUUCUUCCCGUGUUCGCUGUCAUCGGCGUAGCUAGCACCGUGCUCCUCUCCAGGGCCGAGGUGUACAACAAGGCGCGGCGCGAGUCGGUCUCGCGGCUCUUUUUCGAAGCUGUCGCGAACGUCCGCGGCAUUCGUGCCAUGGCUCUCGAGCAAAGCUUUACGCAGCGCUUCGCUGCUGAGUCGGCCGAAGCGCGGCGGCACGCACAGCGCGCAAUUUGGACAACGGCCAUCGGCACCAGCAUCAAUAUGAGCAUGCCGCUGUUUGCACAGGCCCUUUUGAACUACGUCGGCGCAGUCUUUAUCCGCAACGGGACCAUGGUCCUCGCAGAUAUGCUGAAGGUAUACACGCUUGUGCUCUUCAGUGUGACCUUUGCCGUCUCUCUUCUCGGCUUCAUGCCGCUCCUGACCAAGGCCAAAGUCGCCGCAGCGGACUUCGAGCGCAUCCGCACGCUUUCACCUACGACGUCCGACUCGCACGGUACGGCGCACUUCGAACUCUCCGGCGCCGUGGCCUUCCACAACGUGUCGUUCCGCUACCCGACCCGCCCUGACCCCGUGUUCGCCGACCUCUCCUUCGCUCUGAAGCCCGGGGAGGCCGUCGCGAUCGUGGGUGCCAGCGGAGCGGGGAAGAGCACAGUUGCCGCCCUCCUGCAGCGCCUGUACGCUCCGUCAUCGGGGCGCAUCACACUCGGCAUCACACUCGGCGGCGUCGACGGUGAACACGACCUCGCCACGGCCGACAUCCGUGGCGUGCGCGACGGCAUCGCGGUCGUCGCGCAAACGCCGCACCUCUUCGAUGCCAGCGUCGCGGAUAAUAUCCGCUAUGGGCGGGCGGAAGCGACUCUCGAGGACGUGGUGGCGGCCGCCAAGGCGGCGCGGAUCCACGAUUUCGUUAUCAGCCUGCCGGAGGGAUAUGAGACGCGGCUCGGAGAAAAUGCCUCGCUCAUUAGCGGCGGGCAGGCUCAGCGGUUGCAGAUAGCACGCGCGAUGCUCCGCCGCGCCAAGAUUCUCAUCCUGGACGAAGCCACGAGUGCGCUCGAUCUUGAAAACCAGGCGGGGAUUCUGGACAUGAUCCUCGCGAUCAAAAAGGACCAUACUAUCAUGUUCAUCACGCACAGCAUUGAUGUCAUGCGGCGAUGCGACCGAAUCAUCUGUCUGGGCAAUGGUCGGGUCGCAGAGGAUGGUACAUAUGCCAGCCUUCUGGCUCGCGGGGGCGUGUUUGCUCAGCUGCUCAAGACCGGCGAGUGGCAAUAG